Messenger RNA from Puccinia graminis f. sp. tritici CRL 75-36-700-3, 3405 nucleotides. RefSeq lists its product as uncharacterized. The transcript is spliced from 7 exons. Lineage: Eukaryota; Fungi; Basidiomycota; Pucciniomycetes; Pucciniales; Pucciniaceae. The record is from RefSeq and is a predicted model, not a curated record. The coding region runs from base 1 to 3405 and encodes 1134 amino acids.
AUGACAAAGAAGCGCAUUUCGAUUCAUCGGACAUUGGAGUCACAUCAAAAAAAAUUAAAGGAUCAGAGAAAUCGCGUUGGUCAGACUCCUCGAAGCAGAAUAGAAUCAAAUCAUCCAUUGGAGAACUUCGAUCUUGGUGUCCCAGGACGUGGUGAUGAAGUCGAAGCGGAAAGGAGUGGAAAGGAAUUGAGGAAUGAUGAUGUGGAAAUAAACGAAGAGAUUGAACAAUCAAACAUUACUGCAGAUACUAUUGAUCAAGAGAAGGAAAAACAUGCACAUCAACUACGCCAUGCAUUGGAUCUCAUUUCGGCCAUGACUGCAGAAGACUUCUUCGAUCCGAAGGAGACAAGUCCGCACGCGCCAGAGGAUUAUAAUCGAAUGGAUUGGCUAUACGAAGAGAUGGAUGCCAAUUACCAAGAGCGAGCGGGGGACACAGACCGAGCGGGCGAGGAGCUAAAUGAACAAGCCGACGAGGAGGAUGCUAAUUGGGACAGUCUGUGGUUUCCUUUCAAGAAUAAAAUGGAGUUAGUAGGCUCCCUCAUGAUCGGCUACACAAGACAUAUAAUGUCCAGGGUUGUGUACGAUGAGGUACGAGUCAUAUUUGGUACGCUGUGUCAAAUGAAAAUCCCAGCGUGGUCAACAAUCCGUCGUGCACAGGCACGCAUUCGGAAGCAUCUAGACAUGGAAAUACAAUUUGACUCCAGUGUUUGGGGGACGCCUUGUGCUUCUGUUGGGAUGAAGAAAAUUUUAAAAAAUGAGCUUGCAAAUCCCCAUGUAGCUCCACAUUUAGAAUUUUAUCCAGAAGACUCAAAUGGCGGUGAAACCUAUAAAUUUUCCCAGUCCAAAAAAUGGCUGGAGGAGCUGCCUAUGGAAAUGAGACCUCAGAUGUGUGCAAACAAUAAUCGUCAUUUCUACAUCUUUGAGCCUCUGGAAACAUUUGGCCAUCAAAUUCUGGUUCCAAUCUUCUAUUACUCAAUAAAUUCUGAACUUUAUUCCAAGUGCUGUAUCCCUCAAAUAAACUACCAAACUGCCACAUCCGUCCAAUUAUUCAUUCCAUCCAACAUUUCAUUCAUGGACGUCACCUUACAAAUCAACCGGGUUGAGGACUUCAAGAAUGACUAUUCCGAAAUCAAACUCAACUGCGGUCAAUUUUUAUCAACUCUUUGUGGGAACAAGUUCUAUCAAACCAAAGAAAAUGAGGAACAAUGUCAGGAGCUCAAAUUUCCCAACCCUUGGCGUCAAAAAGCAGGGGGAAAAAUCAUUCGCCACGUUCCAACAACAAUGUACUCUGAUGACACUUCUGGAAAUGUAUCCAAACAGUUUAACAAACACAUCUCAUUUUAUUUUACUUUAUCUGGCCUGCCUCCUAAUAUCACCAAUCAAGAGUACAACUGUCACUUCUUGUCCACAUCCAACCGUGCAGGGGUUUUGGAAAUUGCGAAUCAAAUAAUCAAGGAGUCCAAUCAAAUGAUUGUAGAUGGCUUUGAGGCAUACGAUGUGUCAAUUUCUCAGCCAGUCUAUGUUAUGAGUAUGAUGUUAUGUUUCCUAGCAGAUUCGCCUAUGCAUGCAGAGAUAACAAACACACCCAACCCCGGAACUUCACUGAACCCUUGUCGGAUGUGCACUUUACAUUCACCCAAGAUGAUUGAUAAACAUUCAGUCGAUUAUUUACUACAAUUCUUGCAGCUUCAGCCUAAUGGUUUUCCAUCACCCAACAAGCCCCGCGUUUGGACCAAAACAAUUGAAAACACCUAUGAACUCUACAAUACUUAUCGCACCAAAAACAUCACUGCUGUCAAGACUUUGAGGCCAACUUACGGGGUUACAGAUUCAAUCAACAAUCAAUUCAUGGAAGGCCAACGGAAGAAAGUUAAACCAGUGGUUGAAAAAGCUAAUGAACUUAUCAAAUCAGAUGUGACUGAAUUGUUUAAUCCUUUCCUCAAACUCCUUGGAUUUGAUGGAUGUAAUGACACUCCUUUUGAAAUAUUGCAUGUCUUCCUUCUUGGGGUUGUGAAGUAUCUUGUCCGAGAUUUCCUCCAGAAGAUCAAGAAAGACAAGAAAAAAGUUGCCGAAUUAGUUGGACGCCUCCAAUCUUUUGACACCAAAUCUUUGAAUAUUGCUCUUCUCAAGCCGUGGUAUCUCAUCAAUCAUUCACAGUCUUUAGUUGGCAAAGACUUUAAAAUAUUUCUCCAAGCAAUCCCCUUUGUCUUCUUCCCAUUCAUGACUCCAGAUGAGCAAGACCUCUGGUUUGCUCUUUGUCAACUGUCCUCCUACAUUUUCCAAACUCAUAUCAGCCAUAUGGCAUCUUAUCAAAUUGAGCUCAAGAAACACAUUCAGAUUUUCAUGUCCCGGCUAAUCAAGUUUACCGCCCAAUGGAUCAACAAGCCGAAAUUCCAUAUGCUCUUCCACCUUCCUCAAUCCAUCGAACGAUUUGGCACAGCACCACUUUGUUCUACGGAGAAAUUCGAGUCUUUUAAUGGGGUCCUCCGAAAUGUGUCAACACACUCCAACAAGCAAGCACCUGGAAGAGAUAUAGCCAAUAGUUUUGCCAACUACCAAUGUUUACGAUUUCUCUUGUCAGGGGGGGUCAUUUAUAACAAACUCACUGAUACCAUCUCAGUAUGUUCUCUGCAAAUGGUCAACUUCUUCAGCCAAAACCCUAUUGUUCAGAAGUCCUUUGGAUACAACUCCGAAAAUUCAGAUCCAAUGACUCAUUAUCCCUUCCAAAAGAGGUCAACGUUGAAUCCAGACGAUGAAGUUGGAAUUCCCAAUUCCCUCAAAGAAAUGUUCCCUGAUGUCCAAAUACAUCAAAUCUCCCAACUCCAAAUAAAUGCCCAUGAAGUUGUCAAAAAAGGCAGCUUCAUUCUUGUAGCAUCAUCUAAUCUGGAGUACAUUGGUUGUGUAAAUUCUAUAUGGCGUGUUACUGGGAUCUUCUUUGUCAAUGUCACCAAAUUAGACCGCUCUCAGAUUCAUCCCUUUUAUCGGAUGCGCCAGUUUGUCAAAUCCAACCAAAAUAGGCUAGUUCAAUCAGACAUGAUCAAAUCCACUUUGAAUCUGCAACAUGACUGUUACACCGGAAAGUGUAAAGUUCUUAGUACAAGGAGUACCCGUAUUGAAAGGCUAAAUACCACCAUCAAGACUCCAGAGGUAACACACAAGGAUCAUUGUUACUUUGUUCUCAACUCAGCUUCUUUGCAUGCACCUGAACACCACAGACGAUUAGCUGAUCUGCCCAUCACCGCGAUAUCGCCUGGGGCUUGGCUUGAGGUAUGUCAGACUGGGUUGGCCAAUUGGGGAGUAUUUAGUAUUCUUGUUCCCCCUCCUCCAAAUUGUCCCGACUCCGACUUUGAUGAGACUCCAGUGAUGAGUCCUCAAAGGACCCCAACACCGCAUUUCAACCGUUAA